This is a messenger RNA of Geosmithia morbida, 2004 nucleotides long. Its product is annotated as SPRY protein. The transcript is spliced from 2 exons. Bases 1 to 2004 code for a protein of 667 amino acids. Lineage: Eukaryota; Fungi; Ascomycota; Sordariomycetes; Hypocreales; Bionectriaceae. Gene Ontology annotation, molecular function: protein binding. The record is from RefSeq and is a predicted model, not a curated record.
AUGGCUAUCCUACUAUCGUCAACAUUCUCCUCCACCUCGCCGCCAUCGGCCUUUACAGGCGUCAUCAUCGGACUCGUCUCAUCCUUUGGCUCCAUCAUACUCAUCGCCCUACUCAUCUUCGUCUUCUGGAUCUCGGGAUGCUCGGGUGGCGGGAGGAUCCUGCUCGACCGCAUAGGUCGUCCGGGCGAGUACGAUGACGAGCAGGCCUUUGCCAGGGAUGAGGCCGAGGCCCUCGAGACCAUGGACGAGAUGGCGAGGGCCGAGUACCUACGGGCAAAGGGUAUGCUUCCCUACCCUCCUCUCCCUCUCUCUCUCUCUCUCUCUUCGUAUCUCAUCGUUUCCGUAUCGAUCAGGUGCCGACUAACAAACCUCCGUGAUCAAACAGCCUUCGUCACCGCAAAUCCCCCCGAAUCUCUGCAGACGGAAAUCUCCCUCUCCCAGUACCUGGCCAUACAGGAGAAGGGCGUCUCGGCCUGGGAGUUUGAGCCCGAGCUCGAGAUCGCAAACUGCUUCGUCGAGGCACGUACCGAGAUUGAAUUCUUCGACUCCGAGUGCACCGUCCUCACAAACCUGCCCGUUCCCAAGCAGAACGACGUCUACUACUGGGAGGCCAAGAUCUACGACAAGCCUGAGACGACGCUGCUCAGCAUCGGCAUGGCCACCAAGCCUUAUCCGCUGUUUCGGCUGCCAGGCUUCCACAAAUACUCGGCCGCCUACCAGUCCACCGGCCACCGCCGGUACAACCAGCCCUUUUCCGACCUCCCCUACGGCCCGGCCUACGUCCAGGGAGACGUCAUCGGUGUGGGAUACCGCCCUCGCACGGGCGCCAUCUUCUUCACCCGCAACGGCAAGCGCCUGGAGGAGGUCGUGCACGGCCUCAAGGGCCCGAACUUCUUCCCCGCUGUCGGCGCCAUCGGCCCGGCGACGGUGCACGUCAACUUUGGCCAGGCCGGCUUCGUCUUCAUCGAGGCCAACGUCAAGAAGUGGGGGCUGGCCCCCGUCACCGGCAGCCUGGCGCCGCCUCCCCCCUACGGCUCGGAGCAGGGUAGCAUCCUCCUCGAGACGGGCAACAAGGACGGCUUCGUCGGCGGCAGCAGCGCCCCCGGCACGGCCGGCCGUCCGCACAGCCAGUCCGUGACCGGAACCUCGUACAGCGUCCGCCAUCACAACCCCCACGCCGACCACGGCAGUACCAACGGCAGCAGCCUCAACGCCCCGUCGCGCACCCACGGCCGCACCCGAAGCGGCAACCACUUCCGCAUCCUGCCGCCCACGAGCCCCGGGCCGGUGCGCAGCCCCACAGACAUCUCAUUGGCCCAUCUGGUCCCGACCGAGGAGAGCGGCGAGCCCAGCUCCAUCUCCCACCCCGACGGCCCCGACGGCCGGGACGGCCGGGACGGCCGGGAGGACGAGAACCCCCUGCGCCUGCACCUCGAGGACGCCACCAACCCGCCGCCGGGCUACGCCAGCCCGACCGAGGACGACGCCAACAGCGCCUUCUUCACGGCCAGCGGACCCCACGGCCAGAGGAGGCGACGGAUGAGGAGCAGUACCGUCGUCGUGGACUCGGACACGGACGACGACAGACCGCUCGUGCAGGUGGCCAACCGCAACAGGGGGGACUCGGCGGCCACCGUCAUCCCGCCCCCGUCCCGGCGGGCGUCGGUCAUCUCGGCCCGGAACCGACAGCGCAGCCAGAGCCAGCUCGUGCCCGCUCCUGACGAGCCGGUACCUAGUUACUUUGACGCCAUGAGGCAGGGGGCUGGUCAUCACAUCAGUCAGAGGAGAGGUCAGUCUGGGUCGGGGUCGGGGUCGAGGUCGGGGUCUGGGUUUGGGUCUGGGUCUGGGUCUGGGUCUUGGUCGGGUUCCUCUCAGUCUCGGGCAUCAUCUCGGGCGUCUCCUGCUGAUGAGGCAUUUCGGGUGUCUCCUGCGGAUGAGGCAUCCCCAGUCGAAGCUGCCACCGUCCAAGAUUCACCAUCAGAAUCACACGAUACCGAGACUUGA